Messenger RNA from Acanthaster planci (crown-of-thorns starfish), 3138 nucleotides. Its product is annotated as ribose-phosphate pyrophosphokinase 1. The record is from RefSeq and is a predicted model, not a curated record. Lineage: Eukaryota; Metazoa; Echinodermata; Asteroidea; Valvatida; Acanthasteridae. Gene Ontology annotation, biological process: 5-phosphoribose 1-diphosphate biosynthetic process; ribonucleoside monophosphate biosynthetic process; purine nucleotide biosynthetic process. Gene Ontology annotation, molecular function: ATP binding; magnesium ion binding; ribose phosphate diphosphokinase activity. Gene Ontology annotation, cellular component: cytoplasm; ribose phosphate diphosphokinase complex.
CGUCGUCGAGUCGUACUCGUGUGGCCGUUCAUUUGUCAGGUUUGUGGCGCACAUGUUAUGAUUACCGUACCGAUGAAUGUACGUGUAUGACUGAUGCAUGGUUGAUCAGAAUCCGCGAUCAAGCCCACUUGUGCUCGGAGAACAGAAGAAAAUGCCGAACGUGAAAGUAUUCAGUGGGUCAUCCCACAUCGAUCUUGCCCAGAAGAUUGUGGACAGAUUAGGGUUGGAAGUUGGUAAAGUUGUCACCAAGAAAUUCAGCAAUCAAGAAACUUGCGUUGAGAUCGGUGAAAGUGUGCGCGGUGAAGAUGUUUACAUUGUACAGAGUGGAUGCGGAGACAUCAAUGAUAACUUGAUGGAGCUGCUGAUCAUGAUCAAUGCCUGCAAGAUUGCAUCUGCCUCUCGGGUCACAGCUGUCAUUCCUUGUUUCCCAUAUGCUAGACAAGACAAGAAAGACAAGAGCCGUGCCCCCAUCUCGGCCAAGCUGGUUGCUAACAUGUUGUCUGUCGCUGGAGCAGAUCACAUCAUCACCAUGGACCUCCAUGCAUCACAGAUACAGGGAUUCUUUGACAUUCCUGUGGACAACCUGUACGCUGAGCCGGCUGUGCUGAAGUGGAUCAAGGACAAUAUUCAGAACUGGGAGAAUUCCAUCAUUGUCUCACCAGAUGCUGGGGGUGCAAAGAGGGUCACGUCUAUUGCAGAUCGACUAAAUGUAGAAUUUGCCCUGAUCCACAAAGAGCGCAAGAAAGCGAAUGAGGUGGCCUCGAUGGUGUUGGUUGGUGAUGUGAAGGACCGUGUAGCAAUCCUUGUAGACGACAUGGCAGAUACAUGUGGGACAGUCUGUGAAGCCGCCAACAAGCUGAGAGACGCUGGGGCCCUCAAGAUCUACGCCAUCUUGACUCAUGGCAUCUUCUCAGGGCCGGCCAUCUCCCGCAUCAACAAUGCCUGCUUUGAGCAGAUUGUGGUGACCAAUACCAUCCCUCAGGAGAAUAACAUGAAGCAGUGCAGUAAGAUCACAGUAAUCGAUAUUUCCAUGAUGUUGGCCGAAGCGAUCAGGAGAACACACAACGGGGAAUCGGUGUCCUAUCUCUUCAGCCAUGUGCCCCUCUGAACUACUUGUGGAAAUCUUCUGUCAAACUGUUACGCCACUUGUUUUCUUCACGGCAUUGCAUGCCCUGCAGUCCACUUGUUAAUAUUACCAUAGGGUUGUCAAAAGCUGCACGUUGCCAGUAUUGUUGCCGUUGGAUUUUUGAUGCACUGUCAGAAGUUUGAUGAAGGGGUUCAGAAAAAGUAAAAACUGAUGGAAGAUCUGACCCAUAUUGAGAGGCAGGUUGUAUCAGCCAAGUAGACAGAUUUAGUCAAGUAGACGAAUCUGUUUUAAGGAUGUAUUUUUUGUGUUAAAAAAUCCAUUUUGCACCACCCCCAUGACCCAAAACCAGAUUUGCACAUGCAAAGAGACUCGGAGAAGAGUGUUUUUCCAUUUUGGAUAAGUCUUCUCUUGGCUGACACUUUGUAUUUAUCACACCUAAAUAGGUUAUGUAUGAUGAAUCAUUUUUACUUUGAUUACUUUGUCACUUUCUUCUUGCAUUGAGACAUUGAGUACUGACUGUUCUGCUUUGAAGCUGUGUGUUUUUUUGUUCUUUGGGUUUUUUUUUCAUUUAAUUCAGGAUUAAUGUAAUAACAGACUGGCAGAUGUGACUCUAUUCCAUUUUGAAGGUAAUACAUAUGUGAUAGGGCAAUCUGAAACAUUUGUUUGAGACUGGAUGAGGAGAAUGAACACUGAUAAUGCCCAAGCAGAAGCCAAGAGACUACAUCAGCAUCCAUUCUCCUGAGAUGGUCUUAAACAUACAGUUAAGACUGCCCAAGCACAUUUAUUUCCUUUCAUAAAUAUCUUUGUCACAAAGUCAAAACCAGUUUUACAAAAUCAUAAAUUUGCAAUGAUUUUGUCACCAGUGUUACUUCAAUUUGUUUUCAAACACACCUCUAUGCUCUAGCUACAUUCUGGCAGGUUCCCGUAGUGACUUGUCAUAAUCUCCUCGUAUGGAGAUUGGCACACAUUGCGCACUUUGUAUGAAGUGGUGCACAGCCAGCUGGCAUUUUCUCAACUUUGAAAGAUCAGCCAUGUGACAGGCUCUCAACCACUGGGAAUGGCGAAACUAUUUUGGUGUUUAUGAAUGUUGCUUUGAGCAAAGUUGAAUAAAUUUAGUCUUCACACUCUCAGUAGUACCACAGUAAGACAUGUUUGUUUCAUGGGAAUCAAACUACAUUUGAACUAUGUCAAUUUGGGUAAAAAUUACAUUUGAUAAGCCAUGAUAUAUAAUGGUUUGUCUUGAAAUGAAGUGUAGAUGUUGUAUUGGUAUGGAAAUGAGCAGGGUCAGUUGAAUUAGGCAUUUUGGGAUCUGAAAUGAAGAUAAGAUUAACCUAUAAAUUCUGCAAAAGCCUGUAUAUGUUGCUGAGUUCUGAUGAAUUUCAAGAGCGUGCAACUCUGGCAUUCAUACUUCAUUCAUUGUAUAUAUUAUCAAGUCAAAAAAAUUACAAGCUGUGAUUCAAUGCACUUUUCACUUUUAACCAGCCCGAUUGAAGUUAUUUCUGGGCAUUUUCAGGACAAAUAUUACUACAUGUACAUAUACAUGUAGUCCAUGAACAUCAAAUUAAUCAUUUGACACUGAAUGACAUGUAAACACACAUGAUGUCCCUUACUUGUUCCACGGAGAACGUGUUCACUCGUUUGAGAAUUCUGUUGUCAUUUCUGCAGUUAAUGUAUUAACAUGUUAAGCUUGGUUGGGUUGAUGUGCAAUUGCAAGGUUGAAUUUAUGGGUAAAACAACUGGCCCCAGCAGCUUUUUCAGGUGAGAAAAUCCCACGUUAACCUUUUAUCUUGGAAGUUAUUCCGAUUUAAUUUAGUAAAAAGUUUGCCUUUAUUCAUGGUGUACGUUACGCAUAUACUUUUUCUGUGAAAUAGUCAUCAGGAUAUUUGUUCCAGUUCUAAUUAAUCAGGUGGUAUUUUGAAAUUGGACUUUGUUUUUCACAAUAGAUUCACUGAUGGAUAGAAUUCCGUUGAAUUCACUUUGUUACAAUCAACCAAUUAUGUGCUUGUUUAAUGAUGUACAAAUCCCAGUUAAAUAAAUUUGUCCCAAAAUGA